AUGUCGCAGCGAUAUGACAUUCCCUCUAAAUCGGAUUACCCCCAGGAAGGCGAUGCGCUCUCGCCGAUUGUCCAGUCCAAUGGCCACGAGGCUGUGGCCAUCCAGCGCCCGUCGCACGAUAAGAGGGCGCCGAUCUGGUCGCACGAUGUAAAGAAAUACCAGAGCUCGGCUUCGAGCGAAGACGGCUCGCCCCCUGCGCACUCGGAGGAGCCGCCUCUGAAGAAGCGCCAUCACUCUCCUAGCACCACGAAAGAACCCACGGGCAAGUGCAGUGGCGCCACUGACCAUCCCCCCGCCGGCUCGUGCCCUGGUGACGGCCUGUGCAAUGGAAUGGGUGGCACGUCGAGCUGCAAUGGCUGCCCGACCUACAACAACGUCAUGACGCAGUCCGCAUCAUCCGAUGAUGCCGCUAUGGCCGAUGCCGUGGCGACCGAUGCCGUGGCGACCGAGACGUCGGCCGGCACCCCCACUUCUCCACCGCCGGCGGCGGCCGCUCCGGGGAAGAGCGCCGGCACGGCCUCGCCCGAGAAGCAAGAUGCAAACGCACGCCCCGCCAUCGAAGCGUUGCGCUGCGCAAACUGCCAAACCACCACUACACCACUCUGGCGCCGCGAUGAAGACGGGAAUAACAUUUGCAAUGCAUGUGGCCUGUACCACAAAUUGCACGGUACGCACCGCCCAAUCGGUAUGCGCAAGACAGUUAUCAAACGGCGCAAGCGCCUGAUGGGUGGAACAUCGAACGGGAACGGGAACCAGUCUGCCACGCCCGCCCCGAAUGCGCGCGCUGCGCCAGCCACCUCGUCGAGUGCGCCGCCUGCGGUGCGUGCCAAAGCCCAGUGCGCGGACGAUGCCAACGUUUACGCGCGCGCCGAGCGUGAUCGCGAAGCGGCCAUGGUCCUUAUGGAAGUCGGCACGACGCGCUGGGGCAAGCCGCCCCGCCCCGAGCCGCCGUCGGUGCGCCCGAUGUCGGCUUCGCCCGCGUUUACUGCGCGUAUGGACACUCCGAAUACCCCACCCUUUUCUAUGAGCAGCGAGAUGGACGACAGCGCGCAUGGAAAGCACGGCGAUGCGUGGUCCUAUGGCAGUGCUGCUGGGCCCUCGAUGCACGCUGAGCGUCGCACGCCGCCCGACGCCGAUUAUGCAAGUGCCAUGGCGCACGAUGCGCGCGUGAGCGGCCAUACUUCGAUGGGCAUGCACAGCCGCAUGCACCCCGUCUCGAGCUCGUAUGCUCCUGGCGCGAUACCCUACGGCAACCCCGUCCGCCUGUCGGAGCUGGAGCGACUGCGUGACGAUUUGUACAUGGCACGCAGCCGCAUUGACGAGCUGCUGGAACGUGCCGAGCUCGCGCUGGGCGAUGUACGACGCGCGCGCUAUGCCCCCCCACGCAUGCGCGCCACUCCGCCGCCCGAGAUGGGGAUGAGCAAUAGCAAAGGCGAGUCCGAGGCGCACCAUGCUGCGCGCGUCCGUGCGGACGUGCCCUAUGACCGGCGGGAAACCCGGCCCACUUAUUCUCCUGCGAUGAUGGCGGAGCAAAAGCAUCCCUCGGAUGUGCCCGACCUGCGGGCCACCUCCGGCGCCCACUCGCCCGUGUGGCGCGCGCGCGAGCCGCGGAUGCAAUGA
This is a messenger RNA of Malassezia japonica, 1620 nucleotides long. RefSeq names its product GATA type transcriptional activator of nitrogen-regulated proteins (gene SFU1). Gene Ontology annotation, biological process: positive regulation of transcription by RNA polymerase II; negative regulation of transcription by RNA polymerase II. NCBI's taxonomy places the organism in Eukaryota, Fungi, Basidiomycota, Malasseziomycetes, Malasseziales, Malasseziaceae. Gene Ontology annotation, molecular function: zinc ion binding; DNA-binding transcription factor activity, RNA polymerase II-specific; RNA polymerase II cis-regulatory region sequence-specific DNA binding. The transcript has a single exon. Bases 1 to 1620 code for a protein of 539 amino acids. The record is from RefSeq and is a predicted model, not a curated record.